Molecule: messenger RNA, 6943 nt
Organism: Cynoglossus semilaevis (tongue sole)
Lineage: Eukaryota; Metazoa; Chordata; Actinopteri; Pleuronectiformes; Cynoglossidae
Gene: foxo4
Product: forkhead box O4
Exons: 3
Coding region: 1080-3047 (655 amino acids)
Biological process (GO): regulation of transcription by RNA polymerase II
Cellular component (GO): nucleus
Molecular function (GO): RNA polymerase II cis-regulatory region sequence-specific DNA binding; DNA-binding transcription factor activity, RNA polymerase II-specific
Source: RefSeq, a predicted model, not a curated record
UCGAACUUUGGCUUUUUUCUGUUUGAGUUUAUUCUCAUUCCUCGCUCAUUUCUGCGGUGGUCCAUUGACUUUAAGCCACAGGCCAAUGCGAUUGUGUACAGUAUUUUACUCCCACAGACAGACCGUUAAUGAACAAAGGUUCUGCUCUGAUCAUCUCUACAUCCUUUACACUUCUAUUCACCACAGUGGUCAGUAACUGUGUGGUCUGCUCUUGUAUGAAGAUCAGAAGUCACGUUGUUUACAAGUGGAGACCGAGACCGCAGCUCCAGGGAAUCUCCCUUGUAACGCCAGACAUUUAAUUUUUGAUAUUAGCCUUUACGUUUUGCCAUUUAAAAAAAAAAUCCAUUACACAUUAUAUUAACUUCACAACGGAUUUGUUACCGGUUUAAACUUUUAGAAAAGUACAUUUGCAAUAUUGUUUCUACUGACAGUCUGCAACUUUUAAUAAUUACUAAAUAUUUGCCGACCUUUAUUAUCAGUCGUCGAUCCGUUUGAUCCAUUUUAAAUUCUGUUUUGGUUUCUGAAUAUAUUUGGUUUUAAUAAUAACUUCAGGACUUUGUAGUUGGAGUUCGUUGACAGGUUGACGUGUGAGGAAACAUCUCAGUAAUAGGCAAACUAAUCCGUUGACUGGUCCAUUUUGAUAGUAAUAAUUUAGUCCAAACACUUAAAAGUAUUCAAAUGUGUUUUUUGUACCUCAGGCAUUAUUUUCUACCUGUAUUUAUCUGACACUCAAGGCUAUGUAGAUCCAGAUGUUGUGCUUCUCAUUGCCACUCUGCCACUUUUGUUUUGAUCUUUAUUCAAACAAAGAGACUCAAGUCCCUCCUUCAUUUUACAUAAAUCGGAAGGUUUAUGAUAGUUACUAUUAAGGAGAUUAUUUGGAUUGCCUAAUCUCCAAUCUGAGGAUUAAGCGACGCUGGUGGUGUGUCUAGAUUAUUGGACCCUUGCUGAGGUGAAGCAUCUUGUUUUUGGGUCAGGGAGAUUAAUUUCUCAAUCACCAUCUGCUUCGAGUUAACUUUAAAGUUUAAAGAUACAUGUUUUAAGUGUUUUCGGUGGGUUAGUGGAAAUAUUAGCAGACAGUCAUGGAUGAGUCGUCGGUGCCGCCGAUUGACCCAGAUUUCGAACCACAGAGCAGACCCCGCUCCUGCACAUGGCCCCUGCCCAGGCCCGACAUCUCUACUGUCAAAACGGAGUCCGCGGACGGAGCCGAGUCGGCCGCCGGUACUCCUCCCGCGGACGAGGACAAGGCCGAGCCGCAGCCAAUCACUUCCGAGCCGGAGAAGGCGGUGACGGCCGCAGCCGAGGGCGGAAUCGUCGCUGGAGUGGGCGUACCCGGUUCCACUCCACGCAAAGGCUCGUCCCGCCGCAACGCGUGGGGAAACCAGAGCUAUGCAGACCUGAUCUGUCAGGCCAUAGAGGAAUCACCUGAUAAAAGACUGACCCUGGCUCAGAUCUACGAGUGGAUGGUGAAGACGGUGCCUUACUUCAGAGACAAAGGAGACAGCAACAGCUCAGCAGGCUGGAAGAACUCCAUUCGCCACAAUUUAUCACUCCACAACAAGUUUUUGAGGGUCCACAAUGAGUCCACAGGAAAGAGCUCCUGGUGGAUGCUCAACCCAGAAGGAGGCAAAACUGGGAAAGCACCUCGACGAAGGGCAGCUUCCAUGGACAACAGCAGUAAACUGUUAAAGAGUCGGAUGAGAGCAAAGCAAACAAAGAAACAGGCGGGAGUGGGCAGUGCUGGAGGAGCACUGCAGGGUGAUGGGGGCACGGGGUCAGCUGGUGCAGACAGCCCUAACUCAUCUCAACAGUUUCCUAAAUGGGGAGUCAACAGCAGUAGCCCCUCAUCUCGCGGCAGCCUGGAUGACAGUGACAUGUGGACCACGUUCCGUCCACGCACCAGCUCCAAUGCCAGCACUCUUAGCGGACGUCUGUCCCCUAUUGCUCCUGGGCAGGAGGAAGAUGACAGCCUGCCUGAAGACGGGUUGCUGGGAAGAUACGCUGCUAGGAGCCUGAGCCCAAGCCUUGCUGAAACUCUCAUGGAGGAACUGGAUCUGAUCGAUGGUCUCACAUUGAUGACUGGGCAGCAGGGAGGGGCCAGUCCCAGCACAGCUCCACCAGCACCCCCCACCCCACUGCCUUCAGCGUCCACCUUACUACCCCGGGGAACCAGCUUCUCCACCUUUCAUCAGAUGCAAACCUCCAACCUCAAACAGCAGCAGUCCAGCCACACUGCAGCCCAGGCUUCUAUCCCCCAAUGUGGGCCCAGUGGCAAAGACCCACCCUCCUUCAGUAACUCCCUCUUCAACCCCAUGUCCAACUCUGGGUCUCAUGGGAGCAGUACCUACAACACCCAUGUGCCCUCAUCUCUGGAGGCGCUGCUCACCUCCGACUCCCCUCCUCCCACUGAUGUUCUGAUGGCGCAGGUGAACCCCAUUUUGCCCAGUCCUGGAGGAAUGGGGCUAAUGGGUCUGAAUUCAUCUGUGGUGGGUGUGAGGUCAAAACCUAAUCAACUUCUGUUAGGAAAAGGACCAGAGCCAAAUGCAGUUGCCCCGAUGGCACUGCAGGCCCAGAUGCAGCAGCAGCAUCACCACCACCAUCUUCACAACCAACACCAGCAGCAGCAGCAGCAGCAGCAAACACAACAACAACAACAGCAGCAGCAGCACCAGUAUCACACUCAGAUGGGGUUAGGGAUGAUUCUCUCAGGUAUGUCUCAGGACCCCUCACAACUCUCAGUGCUCAAAGCCCAUCAUGCCACAGUGCCAGCCAUGGGCUCUCUCCACGGAGGGCCAGGUCUGAAUCUGCAGUCCAUGGGUCAGUUUGGAGCACCCACUUGCUUUUCUGCAGGUCAGGACCGUCUGCCCACUGACUUGGAUAUAGAUAUGUUCACCGAAAAUCUGGAUUGUGACGUGGACGACAUCAUCAACAGUGACCUCAUGGAUGGAGAUGGCCUCGACUUCAACUUUGACCCCGUUCUGCCUGGCACCCAAGGCUAUGCUGGCCCAGCCACCUCACAGGGCUCAACACACAACUGGGUCCCCAGCUAAGUUCUCAGACGACCACACAAAGCCAGGAACUGAUUUCUGAAUGGAGACGACAUCACAGUAUGACUCAGUGUUCCUCCUCCCUGAUGUCAGGCUCUCGAAGACAACUCUUCCAUGGACACAAACUACUACAACCAGACCUCGCUCACGUCAUGUGCCAACACAUGCAGAGGACAGGGAGGAGAUGCAGAUGACUAUGCAUUUCUCCCUUUUAAUUUUUUUUUUAAAUAAAUACUUGCAACAAUUUGGCUGCUAGCCAUUUUUACCAUUUAAUUCAUAUGAUUUUUUAGGACGCAUGCAAAAAUGUUUUUAAGGACCUAAAAGACACUGUUCAAGGGUGUAUACGGUACCUCCCCACGACUCCCAGCCUCCAUCAGGACGGCCUUGGCUUUGAAGACUGUAAUUUAUAGUUCAUGUUUGUUUUGGGUUUGUUUUUGUUUUUUUGAGAAAUGGCCAGUUUUCCAUCAACACCUGUGUUGUGUUAACAAAGUGAUCACCUGAACGUGGUGCACUUCCUCUGCUGCACCGGCUCCUGACCUCCAGAGAAAAAGAUUCAUCCUCAGUUCUGAAAAAAAAAAAAAAAAAGAUUGAGGCUUGAUUGUGUUAAUGAAGAGGUGAUAGAUAAUGACUAGAUAACUUGAGUUGUAAAACAAUUGAACAUUUGCUCUUAUUUUUCCCCAAAUCGUGUACGAAUCAAUUUCUCACUUUAGAGGAAGAAAACUUUUUUUUUUUCAAUUAUAUUUGGUGUAGGGAUGGGCAAUAUGGCCAAAAUAAUGUUCUAUUUAAAUUUUAUCUCAAAUUUCUCAAAUAAGUUUAUCUCCAUAAAAUGUCAAAUGUUUAUAGAUGUUUUUAAAGACUGAUUUUGUUUUGUGAGGAAAAGAUAAAUGAGAAAUUUGUCAGUAUUCACUUCAAAAUGCUGUUGUUUGGGUCAGUAGGAAUUGAUUGGGUGGAACCCUGAAUUGUCCUACUUGUUCUUUACAUUUCUUUGAAUGCAUUUAAGUUGGUAACCCCUUAACAUGCUCAAAAUAUUUUUACCAGUGUAAUGUAACAGGGGCCUAAAGAGCAUUUGUGUCAGUCAUUGCAAAAAACAGUCAACAUAUGGUCACAGAAAAGUACUUUACACCUAGAAAAAAACAGUUUGAUCCUUGUCACAGUGGGAAGUAGAAAUGGACACCAGGGUACUGUUUAAUGCAGUUUGUAAACAAUCAGGUCUUGUAAGGAAUAUUUCCAUGUUGUGUAACACUGGUAGUGAUAUUUUGAGCACAUUAAUAGUGGGUUUGUGGUUGUUGUCCUACAGACACUUGUCAUGACCUCAAACAACAACACUGAGUGCUGUGACAACUGCCGGGUUUCUCCUUUAACAUUGUUUAAGAACUCCUUACUGAGCAGAAGAGUGUGUGCAGACAUUUCUAAAACUUUUAUUCGCGUUAUACCUCUCACCAUGAUUGCCGAUGCAUCAGCAUUGCUUUUGAUCCUCAUUCAAACUUCAAUGACGUUUGUUCUGUUGCUGUUGAAGAACAUUGUGCCGUGAUGAUUAGCUAUGGUUUGAUGGCCUCUCCCUGGUUUGGUGAUGGAGUGAAGAGAGUAUGAAUUUUGCAUUUUGUGUUCAGGUAGAUGUGAGUUAGAGGGUGUUUUAUCUUUACUGCUUUUUGUCCCCUCCAUCCCUGAUGUGCAGUUUAACCAACAAAAUGAAGUUAUUUAAUUUGUGGCAUGCAAGUGGCAUUUAAUGGUAAAUCUAUCUGCCAACAAGUGAUGGGUUGGCCUGUGUUACAAGGUCUUAAGCAUCAAUAUGUCUCUGUCCAACUGUCCUGAUUUUUAUUUUUCCUUCUUCCCAUCUGUGCAUUUGUAAAGCACUUAGGUUUCCUGCCACACAGGAGGCCAAAACUAUAAGAGAACAUCCAUCAUUAAGGGUUGCACCAUUUCAUUAGAAAAAUGUUUAAAAUUCUGUAUGAAAAGUUAAAUCCUAUGUAUAUUGUACAAGUUGCACAUGUGACGCGCUACGACACGCUAUGCAGUUAUCAGGAGAAACGAAACAUGAAAUCUUGAAGGAGAUUUAAAAAAAAACAACAACAAUAGAAAAGACUACUUGAAGGGUUUUGUUUUGAUUGGUUUUCCUGGUGGGGAUGGGUAAGUGUGAGCGCCUAAUGUCAUAAUAUCCUCUCACACUUUAAUUAUUUAGUACUAAUCUUACCAGAAAUGACUUCACUGUGUGAGAAAUAUACAAAAAGAAUAUAUUUGACUAUAGUUUUAAUAUACAGUAUAGAUGGAGUUAAAAAUAUGAGAUAUUAAUGCGUAUAAAUAUACUAUAUUACUAAUGACAAGUCUUUUUUUUUACAUCGGAGGAAACAUUUUCAGAUCAUUUUUAACGGUAAUUUUUCUAUACUUUUAUUUUUGUAAAAAAAAAAAAAAGAUUGCGAUGCAUGUAGAUUUUUUUACGUAACCAAAAGAACACUAAUAAAUAUCAGCGUUUGCAUGGCAUUGGGGGAGCGCUUGGGUCUGACAGUAUCUGCUUGUACAUAAGCUUCGCCUGUAACCUUAAGUCUGACUUCAUUCUGGAGAGAUGCAUCAGGCUGCAUCGGUACUUGACCAUUUUACACAGAUUCCCACUGAUCUGCCUCGAAGUUGUUUCCAUUUUUUAACAAAGGUGCAUCCAAGUGUUAAACACAAAGUAGUAUCUGUGCUGUGGUGUGGCAGCAUGAACAGAACAGAUCUGUUCUGUGCCACCUUUUCAUCUCAAACCUAGACCAAUGCAACUUGUAACUACUCAGGGCCAAAAAAAAAAAAAAACUCUGCACAGAUUUAAUCAAAAAAUAUAGUUUAAAAAAAUCAUUGUCAUUUUUUUUCCCACUGCAGUCUGUUACAGCAGACUGGUCUGUUUUGAUCUUUAAUACAAGUGAAAGUUUGGAAUCUCAAAUUUAAAAAAGUGUGAAAUGAAAUGAUGCCAAUAUUUAAAACACUAUAGCAUGAUGUUUCUCAGUUGCAGGAUGGAUUCUCUUUGGUCAGCUUUCCCUCCUCCUGUUAAACUUUUGUAGGGGCGGGGUGCUUCUUUGUAUAUAAUUAUAAUUAUGCCCUUGUUUAUAACCUCAACCUUUUGUUAUCCAUAAUGGGAAUCCCAGCAACUUCUACAUAUUUCAUGUUGCACAUAAAGCACUCUCUCGUUUCUGUUCAUCCCCUUAUAUGUUAAUUGGUGCUGUGUGAUUUCUGACAUAUCAGGAAUGUACAAGGAAUCGCCUUUGGAAUCACCCUGGAAUUCCGUGUUCAGCACAAAGAUCUUGAUAUAAUUUUUUUCAACAUCCUCCCUGUCUGUUUUUUUUCUACAUAUUUAUAUAUACAUUAACCUCUCAUGAAUGUUCCUAGUGCAGCAGACCAGCUUGUUUAACUGCAUGUUUUUUGUGUGUAGGUCUUUAUAUAUGCAGCCAAUGCCCCUGUUGGACAUGUGUCCCAAAGACUUAGUUCAGUCUGAGGAUCAGCUGAAUUUGACUUUGGGUUCAAUUCCAAUUUAAUGUCCCCGUCUUAAAACAGACCACAUGUAGUAUUAUUACUGCCCCCAUUAUGUUAUUACAACAGUCAACAGAUUUUUCUAUUCAGUUUUAUCUAAAGUAGUACUUUAGUUCCUGUAUGUUGGUUUUGAAAUUGAAACUUUCCCUCAGUUUGAUACAGUAUUUUAGUAUUUGCUCUUUUUAUUUUUUAUUUUCACAGAAGGGAGGGUGGGUUGGUCUUAAGUUGUGUAUAAGCCAAUUAUGUUUUUUUGUGUGAUUAAAAAUGUUGAUAGACUCCCUCCUGUGCCGACCCCCUCUCAUCGGUCUUCUUUUUUUCUUUUUCUAAACAUUGUAAAGUCAGACAGAGAUGACGGAGCACUCUGAACAGCAGAAAUAAAUUCAAUAAACUCUUUAACCCAC